Molecule: messenger RNA, 1854 nt
Organism: Acyrthosiphon pisum (pea aphid)
Lineage: Eukaryota; Metazoa; Arthropoda; Insecta; Hemiptera; Aphididae
Product: mRNA-capping enzyme
Exons: 5
Coding region: 456-1088 (210 amino acids)
Biological process (GO): dephosphorylation; 7-methylguanosine mRNA capping
Molecular function (GO): mRNA guanylyltransferase activity
Source: RefSeq, a predicted model, not a curated record
AACCCUUACUACAAUAAUUCAUAACCUCAAAAACGUCUAACCAGCAGCGCUCAUUAAUAUUGUGGUGAAAAUUUUAAAUGUUUUCGCUCAAAUAAGCGGAACAUUUCAUGAUGGUUGGCAGGGGGAAGUGGUCAGACCUUAUCUUCUAAGACCGUGGUUCAGAAUGUUGUUUGGCUUGGAAUUUGAAUGAUAUUUAUAUAGUGAAUAUGUAAUAUACCUCCUAAUCUAACCUGUAACUAUCACAAAUCACAGGACACAGAAUUCUAUCUUGUUACUACUUGCUAUAAUAAUAUAUUAUAGCUAUUAAUUACUAUCCUGUAUCCUUAACUCGAUUGGUGCGUUGUACCUAUUAUAAUUAUAAUUCACAAUAGUAAAAUACAAUUUUAACAAAAUCACAAGACGAACACUAUACAUUUGUUUUGCCUAUCCUACUUGUACUACAAAAAAACAUUUCAAUGUCAGGAUUCAAUCAUUAUGGUCAUAAUGGAUCCAGCCAGCGCCAAUCAAACAAUAGUCUGCAAAUCCCUAAAAAUUGGAUGAAUUGUCCUUCUAUAGCUACUCAUUCGGUAGCUGAUUCAUUUGUGACAUUUAAAACACCAUUAGAUUACAAAUAUGAUAAUAAAAUAGCAAUCAUGAAGAGAUUCAAUCCACAAAUGGUAUUUAGUCAUAUGUAUUCAUAUCAGCAAAGUAUUGGUUUAUGGAUUGAUCUCACAAACACUACACGCUACUACAGUCAAUUUGAAAUAGAAGAUAUGGGAUGUGCUUAUGUAAAAAUACCUUGUGUUGGUCAUGGGGAUUUGCCUAACCGACAAGUAGUUGAUUUGUUUUUAAAUAUUUGCUAUAAUUUUCUAGAAAACAAUUUAUCACAGUUCAUUGGUGUUCACUGCACUCAUGGUUUUAACAGGACAGGAUUUUUGAUAGUUUCUUAUUUAAUAGAAGUGUUAAAUUAUGAUGUGAGAAGCGCAAUACAUCAUUUUGCAGCAGCUAGACCUCCUGGUAUCUACAGACAAAAUUAUAUAGAUGAGCUUUACAGACGGUAUUCAAAUGAAGCUCCUACCAUGGCACCAAAACCUCAUUGGAUUCAUUAGUUCUUAAACUCUAAAUCUCUAAAGCUAUUGACAUAAUAUUUUUGUAUCAUUUAAUCGCCUACAUUGCUCAAAUUAGAAAAUGUAAUUUAUAUUUGAUUUUAAAAUUUGAUUUUGUAAUUUUCAAUAGUUGUAUCCAUUAUAAUAAUAAAAAAAUAUUGGUAUUCGCUUAGUACUUUACUUAUAGUGUGUGACCUGUGGGACUGAUAAUUAAUUAAAAACAGUCAAAUUAAAAAUCAUAAGAUUAUGUUAAUAAUUAUUGAACUUUAACAAAUAUAAAAUAAUACAGGAUUAAAUGAAUAAUGUAAAAUUCAGUCAAACAAAAUAUCAGUAAAAAAAAAUAUUUGAAUACAUAUAGAUAUUACUUGUUACGUCUAUUACAAAAAUAGGUAAACUUUUUGCAUAUAACUUAAAAAAUUGAAAAACGUAUUUUUCCUGUUAACAGAUUUAAUAGAUCGGUGUACAUUAACUGCCCAUGAUAUAGAUAACAGUUUCGAUAGGUGGACACACUACCUGGUAAAACAAUUAAGUCACAUACUAAACUCGAUUUUUGCUCGGUAAUUCACACACUAAACGAAUACCAAAAUACAUUUAUAGGUAAUAAUGUAAUUUAAAUGUAAAAAAUACAUUGUACAGAAUGUUCUAUUAUAUCAAACACAAAUCAGCAUAAAACAUAUCCAUAAUUCAAUGUUUUUCUGUGAAUUUUAAGCUUAAAAAAUAAAAAUGUAUGUACAUUUUAAAAUUAAAUAAAAAUAAACUAAUUAAGUUU